Molecule: messenger RNA, 3428 nt
Organism: Colossoma macropomum (tambaqui)
Lineage: Eukaryota; Metazoa; Chordata; Actinopteri; Characiformes; Serrasalmidae
Gene: ldlrad3
Product: low density lipoprotein receptor class A domain containing 3
Exons: 6
Coding region: 536-1606 (356 amino acids)
Biological process (GO): receptor-mediated endocytosis
Cellular component (GO): plasma membrane
Molecular function (GO): protein binding
Source: RefSeq, a predicted model, not a curated record
UCUCUCUCUCUCUCUCUCUCUCUCUCUCUGUGAACAUGAUACCCACUCAAGCUCAUGGCAUUUUAUUUUUUCCACACCCGUAUUCCGACAAAGUCCUCCUCCUGCGCUACGACUGGAAGGUAAUGUCCCCAUCUUGCUCUAAGAUUGGCUAGAAGUUUCUUUAUCCUGCGACAGGAUUGGCUAGUAGUUUCCCUCUUACGGCUUUAGGAUUGGUCAGUAGUUUAUUAUCAUAAGCAGCGCCUUGAUUGGCUACUUCAUGCACACGAACUACCAGCCAAUCCUGGCGACGGAGGCGGGGCUUGUCAGAAUACGGGUGGAAAAAACCCUACUCCACACACGACUGUCUGUCCCAGUGGAAGAGCCCAACCUCCCUGCAAGUCAGAAAACUUUGCCCUGCAGGGGGAAAGAAAAAAAGAGAGAGAGAACCCGUGCAUAGCCGAGACAUUUAGUGGAAGUCGAGGAACUUUAAAGUCACCCCGGUUGUUGGCCCACAGCGCGGGGAAGCUGAGGGGCAGGCCGGAAAAAAGCGUGAAGGAUGUGGGUCUGGUACCUCCUGCUCGGUUCGGGGACGGGCUCCAGCUCGGUCGACAGCCAGCUUCUUCCUGGGAAUAACUUUACCACUGAGUGUAACAUCCCGGGAAACUUCAUGUGUGGGGAUGGACUGUGUAUCCCUGGGAGCUGGCAGUGUGACGGUUUUCCAGACUGCUUCGAUAAGAGUGACGAGAAGGGUUGUCCGAGGGUAAAGUCCAAGUGCGCGCCCACGUUCUUCGCCUGCGCCAAUGGAGUCCACUGCAUCAUCGGCCGUUUCCGCUGCAAUGGCUUCCGGGAUUGCCCUGACGGCAGCGAUGAAGACAACUGCACUGGUAAUCCUCUGGUGUGUUCCUCUGCACGGUUUCACUGUCGGAACGGACGCUGUGUGGACCGCAGUUUCCUCUGUAAUGGUCAGGACAACUGCCAAGACAACAGCGAUGAAGAAAACUGCCUUUCAACAGCAGAGUCUCCAGGUCAGGACUUCGUAACGCUGGACUACCGGCUGCGCUACUACCCCAGCAUCACCUACGCCGUGAUAGGCAGCGCAGUCAUCUUUGUCCUGGUAGUAGCGCUCUUGGCCUUGGUUCUGCACCACCAGCGGAAGCGCAGUGUUCUGUUGCCCCGUGGUGUCCGAGGGGGUCCCCACCACCAUCACCACCACCAGCCCCUGCUGCUGUCCAGGCUGGUUAUUGUGGACAGGGGUCACGUCCACACGGCUGGCGCUGGCCUCUCACCUCCAUCCUCCUCUCCAUCGGGACAGUUCAGCUCAGCACACAGCCUGCAGCUGCUCUCCAGCGCCCUCUACCCCAGAGGAGCUCCACUAGACUCCCCUCCUUCAUACUCGCAGGCUGUGCUGGACGUCAGUCGACCUCCGUGGUUUGACCUCCCGCCUCCCCCGUACCCUCCUGAUGGUGAAGCUCCAUGUGAGAGAGAGCCGCCAGUUUAUGAAGCUUCUACAGAAGAGCCCAGGUCAUCCCAGGCCCGGAGUGUCACCCCCAGCCUCAGAGCUGAGGCAGGACAACCCCGUAGCAGCAGCUCCGGCUCCAGCUCCAUGGAAGAGCCUCAGCAGCUGUAGCCCUCAAAUGAGGACACACUUGUACAUAGGACUAAGAACCAUGUAGGGGACUGACCCUAUGGAAAGCUAUACGAGACCAACACGUCUUGUAGUUUAGGAAUGAUGAGUACAGUGGACUCGCAAAUGGACUUGCUUCAGUUAUGGAACAUAAAAGGAUGCUCCAAGCACUUGGACCAACAGUUUAAAAGCAGUUUCUUGUGUCAGUGCUGGUGGAAGUCGCCAUCUUCUGGUGAACAUGAAACAUGACAACUCAUGAGUUUACAUGGGGGAUGAGAAACUGUGAGGAUGCACUGGGUGCAGAGCUCAUGACUAACAAUGAGUGAAGAGAAGGCUUCUUCAGGCCUCUGACACAUACCCUUGAGAAGGGUACUUUAUAAGACUUUUAGACGCUGCAUCAGAAUGACGCAGAUAGCAAACAAUAGUGAAUUCACCUCAGAAUAGCUGUCUGAGUCAUGGACAGUAUUCUAUUCCUAUUAGUUUCUUUUGAUUUGUUUUGUUUUUUUUACCCCACACUUUUGAACACUCCUAAAAUCACUAUGCAAUGUGAAUUGUGUAUGAUUGAUGUUAAACAUAUAUUAAGAAAAGAAGAGCCUUAGGGGAAGCAUGAUAUAGUGUACUUGUACAUGUAAAAAGCAUCUAAGAGAGAUGACCUACCCUAUUCCCAUCAUUGAAGCACUUGUUAAAUGACCCUAUUAAUGUUUAAUUCAGCCUUUUUUAAUAGCAAACUCCAUAAAGAGUGAGCUCAGUCUGAACCACUGCUUUAUCGUGGCCUUGUUUCUGAAGACUGGAAUGAUCUUAUACUAUAAUGUUAUUAUAGUACUACAGAAUUUCUUACUUUUUUCAAAAUUUGUCUGCAGUGAAAGCUGUUUUCUGAUCAUUUGUCUCAGCAAAUAUCAUUGAAUUUGAUCUGUUGUACUAAACCUCAUUUAUAUCACCACUCUCAUUAACCGACUGCAUGCUGUAGGAAUAGAUAUUUGGGGCAUGCUGUAUUUAACGGUCAGUAGUUAAAGCCAUCGUGCCUUACACUCAAAAGCCUUUGGAUUUGUAGAAAGAAAUUUUAGUCAUUAACUAAACAUAAUUCUAACACACUUAACUCAUCAUCCUUGUCUUGUAAAGUCACUGGUCACUGCUUUUUUGUAUUUGACAAUCAGUGUAGCUGGUUCAGUAUUCAUGUGACAGUUUCUAAUACAAAUUUACAUUGUGUAAUAAGUUUAUACAAAUUUUCUACCAAAUUAGUCUACUAUCAGAGAAAUGACUGUCUCUCUAAAGUAGCUGUAAGAAGCGUACAUAUGAUAUCUAACGUGUCUGUAAGAUGUCAUAGAACAAUAGUCCACUUUUACAGCGGUCAGACUUAAAUGCAUUUCACUACUUUGUUCAAGCUUUGAGGUAAAGAUGUGACUCCUCUGUUAAACCGAACUACUAUUUUUAAAUAUGACUUGUCAAAGAUUAUUUUUUUUAUUAUUUUAAACAGCUUGUGUGAAGGAUCAAGACUUGUUUAAUGCUAUCAUCCUAUUUCUGUCCUUUUUUUCUCUGACUUGAAGGUUUCUCAAAACAAUAUGCUGAUGUGGGAGGUGGAUGAAGUGGUGUGUAUUUAAAAAAAAAUCUUGAACAUAAAUAUUGUGAAUAAUAUGUUAAACUGGAAAACAUGUAAAUGAAAAGUAUUACUUUAUUACUUAUGUCUUUCUCUUGACACCUGGCCGGCAAAAAGUGCUCCAAUGAGAAAUUUCCUGUUACAUUAGAAACGUAGAAAUGAAAUUUUACCAAAGCAGAAAUCAUAUUGUUAUAAGUUUCAAAAUAAAAACUACAGCUCAAGUUAUCACUG